This is a messenger RNA of Aethina tumida (small hive beetle), 1750 nucleotides long. Its product is annotated as sialin-like. The transcript is spliced from 3 exons. The record is from RefSeq and is a predicted model, not a curated record. Bases 6 to 1400 code for a protein of 464 amino acids. Gene Ontology annotation, molecular function: transmembrane transporter activity. Lineage: Eukaryota; Metazoa; Arthropoda; Insecta; Coleoptera; Nitidulidae. Gene Ontology annotation, cellular component: plasma membrane. Gene Ontology annotation, biological process: transmembrane transport; monoatomic anion transport.
UCAACAUGUCAGCUGAAUAUUUAACAUGCACCAAGAUUCUGUACCUGAUAAUAAUCAGCGGAAUCUCAUUAAAUUACAUCUUGAGAAUAAACAUAUCCAUAGCCAUAGUGGACAUGUUAGACCAAAACACCACCAACAACACCAACAAAUUCGACUGGACCAUAAUACAAAAGAAUGAAGUUCUGGGCAGCUUCUUCUGGGGCUACCUGGGGACGAUGAUAAUCGGGGGACGACUUGCUGAAAUGUUCGGCGCCCGGAAGGUGCACGGAAUCGGAAUUUUAGGUGCCAGCGUGGCCACCGUUUUAUUUCCCUGGUUGGCCAGAUUGCAUUUCUACUGCGCAAUACUUGCUAGGGUCGUCGUCGGGUUGUUUUUAGGCAUUACCUUCCCCAGCAUUUAUGCCUUGGCCAAGUUCUGGAUCCCGCCAGCCGACAGGUCCAAAUUCACCUCCAAUAUGGCAGCCCAAGGACUAGGUGUGGCCAUAUUUUUGCCCAUCGGAGGGUUUAUGAUACCUCGAGUAGGAUGGGAGUGCGUUUUUUAUGUCACGGGAGGUCUGGGAUUGAUUUGGAGUCUGACGUGGUUUUAUUUGGUGUAUGACUCUCCGGACGUGCACCCCAGGAUCAGCUUCGAGGAGAAGCUGAAGAUACAGUCCAAGUUGAAACUGGUUGGGGGGUCAACAAAUAUGCCUAAGAAGUUUCCCCUUUGGAAGAUUUUGACUUCUACGGCGGCCUGGGCGCCUGCCAUUGCUACUAUUGGAAACACCUUGAACCACUUCAUCUUCAUCAACCAACUGCCCACGUACUUGAAGGACAUUUUACACUUGAGCAUCGAAGAGAAUGGGAUAUUUUCAAGCCUUCCAUACUUAGGAAAAUACGUGGUGGCAGUUAUUGGAGCUUACGUAGCAGACAGGAUGCGCAAAAAUGGGGCUGUUUCUACCAAAAACACCAGAAGAAUAUUCACAGUGGUGGCCCUGAUAAUUCCAUCACUCAUGAUGAUAAGCUUGUCCGUCUGGGAUCAAGGAAAAGUCAUGUCUAUAAUAACCAUAACCGCCUUGUUGUCCAUUAAAGGUUGCACUACGUCAACUUACUUGGCGAAUUACUUGGAUAUCGCCCAAAAUUUGGCACCAACCCUAAUGGGAAUAUCAAGCACGUACGGUGCCAUAAUGGGCUGGGUUGGCACCAAACUUGUUGGAGUAAUAACAGCAGAAAAAAACGACUCCAACGCCUGGGGGCUCAUAUUUAUCAUACUUGGGGGGUUGAAUAUUGUGUCAGCCACAUUUUUUAUCAUUUUCGUUUCGGGUGAAAUACAGGAGUGGGAUUCGGAGAAGGAGGAAGAAGCUGAACCAUUAAAGUCCGAAGUAACGAUUAAAAAAGACGUGGCAGCGAUAAAAUCGUUUAUUUAACAUGUGUUUAAAAUGACGUCAAGUGCAAUAUCGUUCAUUGCCAACAUAUUAACAAAGUUGAUUACAUAAAAAGGACGAGGGCAUAUUUAUAAGUCUUUUUCAAGGUGUCCGCAUUAAUUGAUAACGCCAUAACUUUACUGUUAGGAAAACAUAGCGUUGUUUAUCUUGUUUAAAUAAAGGAACACACUUGUGCAAUUAAAUAUAUAAAAAGAGACAAGUAAUUAAUUUUACGAACCAUGUGACUUUGGGCAAACCUCAUCGUUGCAUAUUUUAAGGUGAUAACAGUGUAAAUAUAAAUUUAUCAAUGUACAACCAACAAAAACAGAUUCAUAAAUUACAAUUUAAAAUGA